Linum tenue is the source of this 1211-nucleotide messenger RNA. The record is from the annotation of a GenBank genome assembly. Lineage: Eukaryota; Viridiplantae; Streptophyta; Magnoliopsida; Malpighiales; Linaceae.
CCAAAUAAAGAAAGAGUCAUCCAGCUCUCUAUCUAGAGUUUGGCGCUUAGCGAAUUAGCUUCCCCCCAUUCUGCGCCUCUCCUUCGAUCUUCAAAGCUUCCGCUGGCUUCCUCUCCUUCUCGAAGAGGAAGAUGAGUCGUUCCGCGUCCAGGAAGGCUGGUCAAUCCGAUUCUUCAACUCCGAUUACUUCUUCCGCCGGCGGUCUUUUCCGUUCCGGGUAUGUUGGAACUGACGUGGUAAUUUGUAAACAUUAACACACUGCUGAUCAAAGCAAAACUAGUGCUCGUGAUUGAAAUGAUCAAAGCUGCUUUAUCAGAUUGUAGGAUCCUGAGCUUAUGAUUGUUAUUGAAAUCCAAUCUCCAUGUUACUUUAGCCACGGGUAAAGCAUCUUCAAAAGAGAUGGAGCGGAUUGAUAAUGUGUUUUACUCAUAUGCAAACAAGUCUUCGGGUCUUAUUGACCCAGAGGGAAUUGAAGCUCUAUGUUCAGAUUUGGAGGUGGAUCAUACAGAUGUCAGAAUCUUAAUGCUAGCCUGGAAAAUGAAAGCUGAAAAACAGGGGUACUUUACACUGGAAGAGUGGCGAAGAGGCCUUAAAGCACUGCGGGCUGAUAAUGUACAUAAAUUGAAGAAGGCCCUCCCAGAGCUCGAGAAAGAGGUUAAAAGGCCAACAAACUUUGUGGAUUUCUAUUCUUAUGCCUUCCAGUAUUGUCUAACGGAGGAAAAACAGAAAAGCAUAGACAUCGAAAGCAUCUGCCAAUUACUUGAUCUUGCUUUGGGAUUUCAGUUUCGUGCUCAGGUUGAUUACUUCAUCGACUAUCUCAAGAUUCAAAGCGACUAUAAGGUCAUUAACCUGGACCAGUGGAUGGGGUUCUACCGUUUUUGCAACGAGAUAAGUUUCCCAGACCUUAGCAACUACGAUCCAGAACUCGCGUGGCCUUUAAUCCUCGACAAUUUUGUAGAAUGGUUGCGAGCAAAACAGACCUAGAACCUAUGCUGGUUCUUUGGUUGAUUUGGCUCUUUUUACUGUGAACUUAUUGUUAUUAUCAUUAUGCUGAAUGCAAAAUUCUGCCCUUUAUUUGGCCGAUUCCAUUUUGCUAUUUUAUGUACAGGCAUACAGAGUUCAAUUGGUGUUUGUUUUCCCCCGUUUUUAAUCGAGGUGCCUUGUUAAUCAGAACUAUGUACACGUUCCAAGAUUCUAUUGAAUUUCAUUUC